UAUUAACCAAACCAAUUUCCAGCUGAUUUUCUGUAUUCUUGUACCACUAACACACAACACAUGACAACACACACACACCAUUUCUCUCUCUGCUAAAGAUUCGAAACUCUAAAGCAGAAUUUUCGUACCAUUCCAAUUAGUCUUCUUCUUGUUAUUAUUUUUAUACUUAUAUUAUAUAGUUCUAUGAUUAGCUGGCUUUGAUCAAAUAUAAUAUUUUGAAUUUUGUGUAAUGGAGAGUACUGAUUCAUCAACCGGCUCUCAUCAGCAACCUCAACUGCCACCUGGCUUUCGUUUUCAUCCAACUGAUGAAGAACUUGUUGUUCAUUACCUUAAGAAAAAAGUAGCCUCUGUUCCUUUACCUGUUUCUAUUAUUGCUGAAGUUGAUCUUUACAAAUUUGAUCCUUGGGAACUUCCUGCUAAGGCAACGUUUGGAGAACAAGAAUGGUACUUCUUCAGUCCAAGGGAUAGGAAGUAUCCAAACGGGGCGAGGCCAAACAGGGCAGCAACUUCAGGUUAUUGGAAAGCUACCGGAACCGACAAGCCGGUGCUUACCGCCGGUGGGACUCAAAAAGUUGGUGUUAAGAAAGCACUAGUUUUCUAUGGAGGCAAACCACCAAAAGGGUUGAAAACAAAUUGGAUCAUGCAUGAAUAUAGACUUGCUGACAAUAAAACAAAUAAUAAGCCCCCUGGUUGUGACCUUGCCAAUAAAAAAUCCUUAAGGCUAGAUGAUUGGGUUUUAUGUAGGAUUUACAAGAAGAACAAUACUCAAAGACCAAUAGAUCACGAGAGGGACGAUUUGAAUAUUGAUAUGAUGAUGGGAUCAUCAUCAAUUAAUCCACCAUGCCUCCCAAAUUCAAUGUCAAUGCCAAAUCCAUUUGGUCAACCAAAAAUUCCACCACUAAAAUCUUCAAAUUUUGGUACAUUGUUUGAAAAUGACCAAAAUUUAUAUGAAGGAGGAUCCCAAUUUUCUUCAAAGAGACCAUUGGCAAAUUUGUACUGGAAUGAAGAUGGAGCAGCUAGUAACGACAAUUCUCAAUCAACAAAAAGGUUUUUAACGGAGAAUAUGGAAGACGGUAUAAAUAUGAAUGCUCGAGCAGAUGAACAGAAUGGAUCUAUCGUAAGUCUUCUGAGUCAACUUCCUCAAACUCCGUCACUUCAUCAGCAACAAGCUCUGGGGUCUCUUAGUGACGGAGUUUUUCGACAACCUUAUUCGGGGAUGAACUGGUACUCUUAGACAUCAAAUCAAAGAAAACAAAUAUUU
Molecule: messenger RNA, 1261 nt
Organism: Lycium ferocissimum
Lineage: Eukaryota; Viridiplantae; Streptophyta; Magnoliopsida; Solanales; Solanaceae
Product: NAC transcription factor 56-like
Exons: 3
Coding region: 230-1234 (334 amino acids)
Biological process (GO): system development; regulation of DNA-templated transcription
Molecular function (GO): DNA binding
Source: RefSeq, a predicted model, not a curated record